Hypanus sabinus (Atlantic stingray) is the source of this 2227-nucleotide messenger RNA. RefSeq names its product carbonic anhydrase XII (gene ca12). Lineage: Eukaryota; Metazoa; Chordata; Chondrichthyes; Myliobatiformes; Dasyatidae. The record is from RefSeq and is a predicted model, not a curated record. The transcript is spliced from 10 exons. Gene Ontology annotation, cellular component: plasma membrane. Gene Ontology annotation, molecular function: zinc ion binding; carbonate dehydratase activity. Bases 542 to 1375 code for a protein of 277 amino acids.
GCGCUGGGUGGGAUCUGGAGGCAUUCGUACUCUUAACUCCUUCCCAACCCACCGGGACCCAGCCGAACAGUAAACACGGGCACUGGCAGGGCCGUCGGUUCAUUAGUUCUUUCCUCGUUCCGUAACCGGUUGCCAUUGCAGGGAGAACAGGUUUUGCCCUUUCGUCAGCCACAGCAACUCGUCUGCAGCCUUCUCCCCCCACAAAGCAACCUGAUCUCCCGCAUGUUUCCAGCUUUUCCCCAACUACAUUUCGCAUCGCUAAGGUUGUCAACUUACAAAGGCACCGGGAGCUGGGCAUAGUUCCUCCCUUCUCCUGCGGGUGGGGGAAUGGAACCAGCCCGCAUUUCCCCCAUCACCGCGCACGCUGGCCGGGAGAGCUCCAAUUUAAACCGCGUUGACAAAGUUUGCUACGCGUGAAGGACCGGAAGGAGAGGAUCACUGGGCUUUGAGCUAUCCGCAUUGUGGAAAAUUCCAGCAGUCCCCCAUAGACUUUCACACGGGAAUCUACACCUACAACCCAGCCCUGGAGCCCAUUCAGUUAAUGGGCUACAACCUGUCAGCAACACAGAAACUGUCAUUAACCAACGAUGGCCAUGCUGUGAAAGUCACUCUGCCGCCGACCAUGCACAUAAUCAGCAUGUCGCAUCGCUACACCGCAGUGCAGCUCCACCUGCACUGGGGCAGUGAGACGGAGCCUGUGGGGUCCGAGCACACCAUCAGCGGGAGGCAUUAUCCAUCUGAGUUGCACAUUGUUCACUACAACUCCGAGAAAUACGAAAAUGUCUCCGUAGCAAUAGACAAAGAAGACGGACUGGCUGUCCUGGGAAUUCUGAUCCAGGUCAGGCAGUUCAAUGCUGCUUACAACCAGAUAUUUCAGCACCUGAAAGAAAUUCAGUACAAAGGUGAAGAGGUCCUGAUACCCGGUUUUAAUAUCAACGAUCUUCUCCCAAGUCAACUGGAUGAAUACUUCCGCUACAACGGAUCGCUGACCACCCCUCCCUGCUACCCCAGUGUGCAGUGGACCGUCUUCAGGGAACCAGUAGAGAUCUCCAGUGAACAGCUUUUAGAGUUGGAGAGUGACUUGUACUUCUCAAACAUGAGUGAGCACAGUCGAGCGGAGAUGGUGAACAAUUACAGGCAUGUUCAGGAGCUCGGAGAGAGAAAGGUUCUGAUUUCAUUCCAAGAGGCUAGGUAUGCUGGGCACAGCCCGACUCCAGGUGUGCUCAUCCCGGUUGCUUUAGGCUGUGUGCUUCUUGUCGUGAUUGCCUUGUUACUGACCAUCUACUUUCUGAAGAGAAGAGCAGGUAAAACGUCUGAAAGCCGAGGGGCGGCCUAUGCAGCGGCGGCUGCAGAAGACAGAGCUGCACAGGCCUAAGCUGUGAAGAGUUUGGGAAAGGGAUACUCGGACACCCGUACACGGAUUUACCUGCAGAUGGAGAACUCAGAAACCUGAAGUCAGAUCAGCUUUCAGCAGCCUGGAGUGACGUCAUCCGUAUCGACCUUUUCGGAAUUCUGGACGUAAUUCUUCACAGUUGAUUCAAACAUUCUAUUUUAAUGGCAAAUUUUCAUGUAUUGAAGAGGACAGACUGGGAUUCAGCUGCUGGAAACAUGGUGGAACCUGUACGUGGUGUUCCAGUGACCCAGCGUGGACUGUUCAUAGUGACUCAGUGAUAAGACCAUAAUCAGAAUCAGCAUAUCACCAGCAUAUGUCGUGAAAUUUGUUAACUUUUCAGCAGCAAUAAAAUGCAACACAUAAUAAAAGAAAAGAAAAAAAACUACAAAUUACAGUAGAUAUAUAAUAGUUAAGUAGUGUAAAAAUAGAAACAAGAAAAAGUGGUGAGGUGGUGUUCACGGAUUCAAUGUCCAUUCAGAAAUUGGAUGGCAGAGGGGAAGAAGUUGUUCCUGAAUCACUGAGUGUGUGCCUUCAGGCUUCUGUACCUCCUACCUGAUGGUAGCAAUGAGCAGAGGGCAUGUCCUGGGUGAUGGGGCUCCUUGAAGAUGUCCUGGAUACUAUGGAGGCUAGUGCUCACGAUGGAGCUGAGUAAGUUUACUUCGAUCCUGUGCAGUAGCCCCCCCACCCCCCGCACAACACCCAUACCGGGCAGUGACGCAGCCAGUUAAAAUGCUCUGCACUGUACACCUGUAGAAAUUUGCAAGUGUUUGAGGUGACGUACUAAAUCAACUCAAACUCCUGAAAAAAUAUUAUCGCUGCUGUGCCUUCUUUGUA